Molecule: messenger RNA, 3966 nt
Organism: Linum trigynum
Lineage: Eukaryota; Viridiplantae; Streptophyta; Magnoliopsida; Malpighiales; Linaceae
Source: the annotation of a GenBank genome assembly
CAAAUUGUAAUAUAGGUUGUUAUAACCUUCGUAACUAGGAAAUGAUAUAUCUGAAUCCAACUCCUUCAAUUUCAACGAUGGUUGAAUGCCGUCACAACUUCUUUCUUACACUUUUUUCAUCAAAUGAUUUUUUACCAACGAUAUAUCUUUUGAGUAGUUAUUUUCUUUUUUUAUUAGGUUAGGGUAGCAUUCACCCCACAAGCAAAAACGAAAAAUCAAAAUCCAAUAUUGAAAAGGGUAAUCCCAAAAAAAAAAAAAAAAAUAACAGAGGGCAAAAAUAUGGAGAACAACAGAAACACACAGCUUGGGGCUGGCUUGUGUGGGCUAGGUUAGGAGAGAAGAGAGACACAGAGCAAUAGAGAGACAGAGGAAAAUCCAAGAAAAUAAUCAAAGAAAUAAUUCUGUUUUUUCGACGAACAAAAAGAAAUCGAGAAUCCAAGAAAUCAAAAGAUAACAAAACAAAAUCUUUUCGAAAGUCAGGAAUCAAGCAGUUUGGGAAGAAGAACAAAGGGGGAAGAAGGGUAUAGGGGGAGAAGAGAUGAUCAAAGAAUUCAUAAUCUGAUCAUCAUCAUCGUAUUCUGUCGGCAGAGGUUCCUCUCAAUUUGUCUCUCUAUCUCCUCCUCUAGCCCCCGACAAAGCCCAAUCCCCCUUGUUCCAAUAGAAUCAUAGCAUUGCCCAAUUCUGCACAUUACUCCAUCAACGGUAAAAGAAUCAUCCUUGUACCUAAAUUUUUUGGUCCUUUUAAUUAUAACAUCGUUCAUUCAAUGGAUGCUCUGUUUUUUUUCCCUUUCCCCCUGUUUUUCCAGCUACAGAGGGAAAGAGACAAAAUUUUGUUGGAGAACAAACUAAUCAAGGGGAGCCGAGCCAUUAAUGAUGUGGGUUUUAGAGGAAAGGUUGUUUAAGAAGAUUUAAUCGAAGCUACAAUAAUGAGAGACCCACAUUGAACUCUUCUUUCUCGAGAAUUCUUCUUCUUCUUCGGAGGUUUUGGCGGAAGGGUUUGUUGGGUGUAAAAAAAUUUAAACCCUGGCGAUUUCCUGGUGAAAAGAUUGUUGCUUUACCUCCACUGCUGGAAGUAAUGGAGGGGAGAUGGAACCCAAUUGGAACCCAGUUUUUGUGCUUCUUGGUAUUCAUUGUUGGUGUGGGAAUUCAUGGGUCUUGGUCUCUGAACGAUGAAGGACUGGUUCUGUUCAAAUUUCGAUCAAGGGUGAGGUCAGAUCCUCAUGGUGCUCUGGCUAAUUGGAAUCUCAGAGAUGGCGACCCUUGCAUGUGGUUUGGCGUCCAUUGUGUUGCUGGUAAAGUUCAUAUAUUGAAUUUGACUGGUUGUUCCUUGGAAGGGACAUUGGCUCCUGAGCUUGGGAAACUUGUCCACUUAAGAUCUAUAGUGUUGCGAAACAAUUGCUUCUCUGGUAUUCUACCAAGCGAGAUAGGAAAUCUUAAGAAGCUUGAGAUACUAGAUUUGAGGGAUAAUUACUUGAGUGGAGCAGUUCCUGCAGAAAUUGGGAGAUCACAAACCCUAAAGUGCUUGUCAGUGAGCGGUAAUAAAUUUCGAGGUACUAUUCCAGGAGAAAUGAGGAGGCUCAAGCUAUUAUCACAUUUGGAAUUGGAUGAGAGCCUUGCAUCCUCUUCAGCCUCAGAAUUCAAAUAUGUAAAUUGCAAGAUUGAAGAUGACACAUGGAUGAUGAGGUUGAAACAACUAUGGAGGGCCUAUUCACAUGCAAUACCAUUUACCAAAUCUCUCAGAGAAUACCUCCAUAGUUCCUCACUAUUUCAAACGUUCAAUGCUAGGGUUCAUCCUCUUCAACCCGUAAAAGGAAGUUGCUGCUGUUGUAGUACUACUAAAACACCUGCGGAUUCAACGUCUGAUGUCCCUCACUUGAUACAAAAUGUAGAGAUUCUGGUCAACUUUGCCCGACGACGUAGACUGCAAGAACAACCAAACAACCUUGUCGCCGAACCGACAAACGAUCGUGGACAAAACGAUGUUGUAGUCGUCGUUCCGAUCACAAGAGGGAGUGGGAGUUUCCCAGCCGUACCGAACUCGAAAUCUCCAUCAUCACCACCAUCAAUGAGUAACGAUGCGUCGUCUGAUCAUAAUGCACCAAGUGAAUCUCCUAAAGGACCAAUCAUACAUAACCACGUGCCACCGUCAUUUUGGGACACGUGGAUCUACUUCGUAUUUGCUCUAAUGGCAGUUGUCUUGCUGGCUUUAAUCGUGAUCAUGAUAGUUCUGUGUCGGAGGCGUGGAAUGAGGCACAUUGGUCCUUGGAGGUCUGGAAUCAGUGUACAACUGCAGAAUGCAUUAGUUUCAGGGGUUCCCAAGUUGAAUAGAUCAGAACUCGAAACUGCUUGCGAAGAUUUCAGCAAUAUAAUAAACUCGUAUGACGGUUUCAUCGUGUACAAGGGGACAUUGUCCUCUGGAACUGAGAUCGCUGUAGCUUCAACUACAACAACUUAUCGCAAGGAGUGGUCGAGGAAUGCAGAGAAGGCAUACCGAAGAAAGAUUGACACACUUUCAAAAGUGAACCAUAAGAACUUUACAAAUCUCAUUGGCUUCUGCGAGGAGGACGAACCUUUCAAUCGGAUGAUGGUGUUUGAAUACGCACCAAAUGGAACAUUGUUCGAACAUAUUCAUAUUAAAGACAUGGAGCAUCUCGACUGGACUUCGAGAAUGAGAAUCAUCAUGGGAGUAGCUUAUUGUUUGAAACACAUGCAUGACUUGAAGCCACCAGUGUCUCACUCUAAUUUGACUUCCAGUUCAAUUUUCUUGACAGACGAUUACGCUGCUAAGAUUGCUGAAAUCUCCUUCUUGUCACAAGCUGCAUCAAAACCCAAACCCUCGAGUGAAGACGAGAGGGAACAUUCAGAACUACCACCCAUCAUUGAUCCAGAAGCAAAUGUGUACAAUUUUGGCAUUAUAUUGCUGGAAGUGAUAUCAGGAAAGCUUCCCUACUCAGAGAAAGAAGGCCCUAUAGAGAAAUGGGCUAAGGAAUAUCUAAGUGACAAGAGUAGAAUCACCCAAAUGGUGGAUUCAUCCCUCAAGGCCUUCAAAACCAACCAACUCGAAGUAAUAUGUGAGAUUGUUCAAGAAUGCAUAAUUUCAGAUCCACGACAGAGACCAAGCAUGAGCGACAUCGUUCCUCGAUUGAAGGAAGUCAUUCCUAUAACACAAGAUCAAGCAGCACCAAGGUUGUCCCCGUUGUGGUGGGCUGAACUCGAGAUUUUUUCACAAGAAGCAAAUUGAAGUUAUUUGGGUGUGUGUUCUUGAUCAUGAUCAGGAAUGUGUGUUUCAUAAUCUGUGUAUUCUUGUGAUUCCCCAAGAUGAGUGCAUUUUUUCUUGUAGGACAUUUUGAAAUCACCACUUUGCACUUUUAGAAGAUUGGUGAAUUGAUCACACUUGGUUAAGGGAUGAUUGCCAACUUGGAAUCAGCCAAAAAAUUACAUUCCCAAUCUUUGUAUAUUUUGUUCCUCCUCGAGCAUUUUUGUUGUCCAUAUGAAGAGAAAAAAAUGGAUGAAAAAUGAAAGAUUAUAUGUGACAUUGUGAUUGUAAAUCAUAUGGUGUAAAAUUACUGAGUGAUUGAUUGAUUCCUACGUAGGAUGAUAUUGUUCUUUUAUUUUUCACUGAUGUAUAACAUCCACAAAUGAGAACUUUAUCCAUCUUAUUUUCAUUGUUUGCAUUAGGAAUGUAGGGUUAACCUAAAUUUACAUUAAUAUUCGAGAGAAAUCUGUUGGGCCCAUAGUUGAGCGCUAUUGGAUUUUAGACGCAAAAGAGAGAGGCAAGCCUGGCCCAGUGGGAGGCCUGAUGCGUGGCGUGCGGCUAGCCUAGGGACGGGACAUGCAUAGGCCGCCUGACAUAAAGCACUGAUCGUGACAGGAGGAGAUCUCACCAAAAGAUACAUACCUCGAAACAAGCAGGACUGAGGAUUGAUUUGCUGCCAUAGGUGGUUCUAGUAAAGCAGUACCUAGUUA